AUGUCACUGAAAGAUACGUGAUCGAUGCCCUGUUUUAUUAUUUUUCUUCGCAAGUGCACGUUUGUCAAUCACAUUCAAUAUCGUGAGAUAUAAUUUUAUGUUUCUUAAAAAUCAAUUGUUAGAGUAUUCCCUUACAAAUGGCGGAUAAGGCUAUGAUGAAGCAAAUCGCAGAACAAAAGCUCAAAGCUUUUUCUAUCGGUACUAUGGGUAAACGACCAUUGAGUAAGAAAGAAUUGGAAGAACAACGUAAAAAAGAACAGGAGCAAGCUGCGGCUCAGGCAUUUGAGGAAUUUGUAGCGACAUUUCAGGAGACACCCAGUAAAACAACUAGUAAAGUUUGGGUUAAAGCAGGGACGUAUGAUGCUGGAAAAAGACAGGAAGACACGAGAGAGAAAGGAAAACUUUAUAAGCCACAAUCAAAAAUCUCAGAAUUAGUUGAUAACAGAUCGUCAGCUGAACAAGCUCAAGAGUAUGCAAGAUUACUUGGAACAAACGAACGAAAAUUAGAUAGGCUUGGCAAGAAGAAGAAAGAGGGUGAGAAGAAGAAGAGUAAUCUUGAAUUAUUCAAAGAGGAAUUGAAAAUGAUCCAAGAAGAACGAGAGGAGAGGCACAAGUAUAAGGGUGUGGUGAAAACUGUAAUAUCUGCACAAUCCGAGGAUCCAAUGUUGGCUGCUUUAAAAUGUGUGGAAGAUGGUUCAUUUGACAACGGUGAUCCAAAUACUACAAACUUGUACUUGGGAAAUUUAAAUCCAAAGAUCACAGAGCAACAAUUGAUGGAGAUAUUUGGCAAGUAUGGUCCAUUGGCUAGUAUAAAAAUAAUGUGGCCGCGUAGUGAUGAAGAGAAAGCUAGACAAAGAAAUUGUGGUUUCGUUGCAUUCAUGAGUCGCAAGGAUGGAGAACGUGCGUUGAAAAAUCUUAAUGGUCGUGACAUAAUGCAAUACGAGAUGAAAUUAGGCUGGGGGAAAAGCGUACCAAUUCCGCCUUAUCCUAUUUACAUUCCACCUGCUUUGAUGGAGAUCACGCAGCCACCACCUCCGUCUGGUCUUCCAUUUAACGCUCAACCACACCGACGUGACAGACACAAGAUACCACGUAUCCGCAACCUUCAGAGCGCGGACCCGCAGGAGAAGGAAAACUUUGAAAAGGUUUUGCAGAACGCUGUUGUCAAAGUGGUUAUACCAACGGAAAGGAAUUUAGUCAUGUUAAUACAUAGAAUGGUGGAAUUUGUAAUUCGAGAAGGACCAAUGUUUGAAGCAAUGAUUAUGAACAGAGAAUUAAAUAAUCCAAUGUUCAGGUACAUACAUCCAUAUAUAUUAUGCUUAGUGGAUGAAGAUAUUGAUGGCGUUCCAAUGGAUGAUGAUGAUAGCACAAAUGUGCGAAAUAAGGAUGACGAAAAAAAAUCAGCAAUGCCAGCUGGAUUCGUUCCUUCGCGAUGGGAAACUGUCGAUCCUGAUCAGGUCGAGGCACAGGCAAUGACCACUAGUAAAUGGGAAGAAUUAGGUCAGAAUGAAGAUUCCAAUUCUCAAGAUACUAGUAUGGAUUCCAGUGGUAGAGAUUACAACGAAGAAAGACGAAACAGAUUACGUGAGAUUGAGGUAAAAAUCAUGCAGUAUCAAGAUGAAUUGGAAAGUGGUAGGAGGACAUUGAAGUCUGGUAUGACAAUACAGGUUCAAGUAGAACAUUAUAGAAAGAAACUUAUAAGAAAGAGCGAAAGGGAAAUGAAGGAUGCCAAAAGCGAAGAACGAGAUGAGGAGAAACGACGGGAGAAGAAACGAAGCCGAAGUACAACGCCGGAAUCUCCCAGUCACAGCUAUAGAGAUCGAAGGCGGUCGUCAAGUCCAUCGACAAAAGUCACAAGAUAUAGACAACAGUCACUCACCACUAGUAGAUUCUUCCUCAACUUCUUCUUCUUCAGAUUCGCUAUCUGUAUCGUUUAUAUUUUCUUCUUCAGUUUCUUCUCCUUCUAUCUGAUGAAAAAGAAUAUGACAAAGCUUACUAACAUAUCAUGUCAACAGAUCGUCGACAGAAACAAAACAAAGCGGCAGACUGCUGGUCUAGAAUGUCAACAGGUUCUGUCAGAACGCUCUUCCUCCACUUCUUUCCCUUCCCCCUCUUCUUCUUCUUCCUCUUCCACUUCUUCACUUACUUCCGAUUUUUCUUCCGGUUCGUACGAUGCACCGCCAUGAUUAGAUGGCGAAUCAUCUACCCAGCCUUCAAA
Molecule: messenger RNA, 2218 nt
Organism: Pogonomyrmex barbatus (red harvester ant)
Lineage: Eukaryota; Metazoa; Arthropoda; Insecta; Hymenoptera; Formicidae
Product: U2 snRNP-associated SURP motif-containing protein
Biological process (GO): RNA processing
Cellular component (GO): nucleus
Molecular function (GO): RNA binding
Source: RefSeq, a predicted model, not a curated record